CCGCAGCCGGUUGCGUCCUUAAAGUGCGACAGUAUGGCGUCCCACGUGUAACAGACUUGUCUCUGGUGAUGGGUGUAGAUGAACGGACAAGGAGAGCCUCGGAUCGUGGUCCGGGAGUAUGUCUUCAAGCAGGAAGAGAGGGAUGAGGACAGCGAGGAGCCCGGGGGCCUCACGCUUCUUAUCCCCGAGGUGCCCUGCCAUGUUUUCAUAUUGGGCACGUAUUGCCACACGGGGCGCCAUGGCUUACGUGCUGAGCUGCAGAAAGAGCGUUAAUCCCAGUGUUUGCUGGGGACCAGGCUGGCUUGUUACCCUCAUGGCUCAAAGAUUGCUUUCUAGAGAAAAGGUGCUGGAUUCUGAAUAUGGAAUGUAUGUUUGGCCCAGUGCACUGGUUCUUGCCCAGUAUAUUUGGUUUCACCGAACAUUGCUGGCCGGCAGGAGAGUAUUGGAGGUUGGUGCAGGUGUGAGCCUUCCUGGUGUAGUGGCUGCUAAGUGUGGUGCUGAUGUCGUAUUGUCAGAUUCAGCAGCACUGCCACAAUGUUUAGAAAACUGUCACCGAAGUUGUGCGCAGAAUAAUCUGGCUGGUAUACCGGUUAUUGGGUUGACGUGGGGCGAGAUAUCACCAGAUCUCCUGACCCUCCCUCCUAUUGAUAUUGUUUUGGGAUCUGAUGUUUUCUAUGAACCAAAAGAUUUUGAGGACAUUUUUGUCACUGUACAUUUCUUAAUGGAAAGAAAUCCUAAAGCUACGUUCUGGACCACUUACCAAGUUAGAAGCGCUAACUGGUCAAUCGAGGCUCUGCUCUACAAAUGGAAACUUAAGUGUUCUGACGUUCCACUGAAGAUGUUUAAUGCUGAUAGAGGAUGUUUGGCAGGAUCUAACCUCCCAGGGAGACACAGUAUUCAGAUGCUGAUUAUCACACUAGAUACAGACACCUCCAGCUGAUCAAGUGGAAUAUCUGAAAACAUUGCCAAAGCUAUUAUAUUUGAAUAUGAGCAGUUGCAUUUUUAUUUUGUUCUAAGGAUUAUUACAGAAAUGCUUGGAUGAUCUUUCUGCUCAUUCUGAGGAUCCAUAAUGGACACCUGAUGCCAUGUUUCAUCUAAAGAAGACAAGUCAAAUAGUUGUUAGUUAACUCUUGCCGAACCAAUGAAGAUAGUAAAAAAAAAAAGUGUUUUUACUGCAAUGAAAAUAUGCAACAAAAAGUGAUCCUGCAGAUUCUAAAUGUAAAAUCCUUAUUUUCCCACAUUCAGCUACUUUUAAAAUAUGUAUUCUAGCUGUUAUGUGCCAUAUUUUUGUGGUGGCAAAGGAAAGACUAACGAAAGUUAAGGCCAGGUACACACUAGAUGACCCGGAUUGCGGCUGAUAGGACGACCGAUGUAAAAAUACAGCAGUCUCCUGUACACACUGAUAUAGGGGUGUAUUUAACUGGUGUUGGAUCCUCUCCGACACUGCACUAUUCAAUUUGUGGGCUUUUCGACAGGUUUAGCCCGUUUUCGACAAUGCCGAUCCAACUUUUUUUUUUUAAAGUCGAAUCGCCAUUGUCGAAAACGGGCCAAAAACCUGUCGAAAAUGCCCGCAAAUUCAACAAAAUAUGUGGAUCCACUAAACCAUUACUUCAGCAGGUGCAUUAUAAUAUGAACAGCUUAACACAGAAUACAGGUUGAACCCGAUGGGCAUUUUGCCUCUUUUCAACCUCACUAUGUAACUGUUUUCCGACAAGUCGGAAAAAUGACAUUUGAUUUGAAUAGGUCGAAUCCAGAUUCGACCUAAAAAGGUCGGAAACUGCAGUUUCUCUAACGUCCUAGUGGAUGCUGGGGACUCCGAAAGGACCAUGGGGAAUAGCGGCUCCGCAGGA
Messenger RNA from Pseudophryne corroboree (corroboree frog), 1850 nucleotides. It is a transcript of the gene METTL23, whose product is annotated as methyltransferase 23, arginine. The transcript has 5 exons. The record is from RefSeq and is a predicted model, not a curated record. Gene Ontology annotation, cellular component: cytoplasm; nucleus. NCBI's taxonomy places the organism in Eukaryota, Metazoa, Chordata, Amphibia, Anura, Myobatrachidae. The coding region runs from base 119 to 940 and encodes 273 amino acids.